AUGACGGGCCAGCUAGAUUCUGACUCGGCACCGCAGAGAAAACGCAUUGCCGUCGCAUGCGGUCGUUGUCGCAAGCGAAAGAUUCGGUGUAGUGGUGACCCUGGUCAAGGCCAGCCAUGCUCCAACUGCAAGAAUGCAGGCGUAGAUCAGUGCCAGUUUCUCCGGGUAUCCUCGCGAGAAGCGCCCCUGCGCCAUGACAGCGCCGAUUUCGUCUACAGUGUCGGGGAUGCUCGGGUGUAUGCGAAUCGGACGCCGGUCACACACGGGGUUCCAUACCCAAGCGACGUGCCCGCGCUGGGAUCGGCCGAUGUUCUGGGGUCUUCUUAUCGCGGCGGGUCAACGUUCCCCUGUACGCCGGCGACCAAGGCCUACUACCCGGCCAUGCACGCGUACGGCACCCCCUACCCAGACGACUUCGACUUUGGCCUCGGCGUGUCAUCGCCUCCGGUCAUGCACCCAGAACCUGUUGGCAUCAUGUCCGGACCCUGGAGUUCCUCGACGCGCCCGAAGCCGCAGCCCUUUGGCAGCAUUUACCUGGACUCUCCCGAGGGAGCAGCCUUCGGCGGCUACGGCGGCGCUGGCUUGUUGCACCGCCCGUCGCCCUCGGCCAGCUCGGACUCGCCCAACUUCUCCUUCUCGGGCGUUGCCACACCCCUCCCACUCUCGACCACCCCCGGCCCGGACCGGCUGCUGCCCAAUCCGGCCGCGCGGUCCUCGACUCUGCCGCAUCCGGGCCCGGCCAAGCCCUCAACACCUGCAUCCGCCUCGACAACAACGACACUCGUCGACGUGGCCACGGCGGCCAGCUACACGGGCGGCUUUCCGACCCCCGGCCUCCCGUUCUGCUCUAGCGGCAGCAUGUCUAGUCAGCUCUCCUCUUCCUCUCGUUUCAACUCGGACGGCUACUCCGGGCAGGAGAGCAUCUUUAGCGAACAGGAACGUAGUAUCCAGAGCCAGGGCCCGGCCUUCGACAUGGCCGCGUAUACGGCCUUACCCCGCCGCAGUUCCGGGCCCGGCUCAGGGGCGGGAGUGUCCAUGACCAAUCACCACGCCUACGUUUCUGGUGCAGGCGCCCAUGAUGCCGCGGGAACCCCCCACCACCACCACCAUCACCAACACCAACACCAACACUCCCCACAGCACCCGCUCUCAACGGCGUACGUGACAGAAGAUCCGCCAUCGAGCCCCGUCGCCAACCGCCACGGCCAGGCUCUGCUAUCCGGCGGCGACAGCACCAGCCACGCCGUUGUCGCCCACUCGGUGGACGACCACCACAUUGCCGUGGCCAGUCGUCAAUGA
Thermothelomyces thermophilus ATCC 42464 is the source of this 1299-nucleotide messenger RNA. RefSeq lists its product as uncharacterized. The record is from RefSeq and is a predicted model, not a curated record. Gene Ontology annotation, biological process: positive regulation of transcription by RNA polymerase II. Gene Ontology annotation, molecular function: DNA-binding transcription factor activity, RNA polymerase II-specific; zinc ion binding; sequence-specific DNA binding. The transcript has 3 exons. Gene Ontology annotation, cellular component: nucleus. Bases 1 to 1299 code for a protein of 432 amino acids. Lineage: Eukaryota; Fungi; Ascomycota; Sordariomycetes; Sordariales; Chaetomiaceae.